This is a messenger RNA of Sardina pilchardus (European sardine), 5127 nucleotides long. RefSeq names its product protocadherin-10-like. The record is from RefSeq and is a predicted model, not a curated record. The transcript is spliced from 5 exons. Gene Ontology annotation, molecular function: calcium ion binding. The coding region runs from base 489 to 3629 and encodes 1046 amino acids. Gene Ontology annotation, biological process: homophilic cell-cell adhesion. Gene Ontology annotation, cellular component: plasma membrane. Lineage: Eukaryota; Metazoa; Chordata; Actinopteri; Clupeiformes; Clupeidae.
ACCACCGGAGCGCCAAAGGAGCUGGGACAGUACAGAUAACGUCAGUAAAGCAAAGAAGUCAGACAACAGCUACUAUUUAACUGUUUCUUAGAAAUAGGGAUUAUGACACCCACCAAACGUUGUUUUGGCUCUAUACAAUGACUGGAUUAUGUUUGUUUUUCUUUCAACGCAUCUUUUCAAUCUCCUUACUUAUUGAGACGCAUUCGUCAUCACAGGAAUGUGCGUUUUAGUAAGAAUAUCACGUUUCUCCUGAAGCCAAAGCUUGUUUGCUGAACUCGGCUGAGCAGGGGGAGAAAACGCUCUGGGGAUCCGGUCAGCAGUGGACAUCACAGAGGCAGCAUGAUUUUCGGCAGACAGCUCUAGUGUCCAUGGAAAGAAGAUUUCCAUCUCUUUUCCACAAGCCUUAAGCAACUGCGCCUUAACUCAAGGAGCUGGUGAUGGGAGUUUUGGAAUAGAUUUUUUUCCCAAGUGCACUUGUUGGUUUGGAGAUGAUUGUGUUUCUGCUUCUGCUGUGUCUUGCGAAUGGCGUGGUCUCUCAGAUACGUUACUCGGUACCGGAGGAGGAGGAGCACGGAACGUUCGUGGGGAAUAUCGCGGAGGACUUGGGUCUGGACCUUACGAAACUCGCGUCUCGCAGGUUUCAGACUGUGCCCAGCUCACGGAGCCCUUACCUGGAGGUGAACCUGGAAACCGGUGUGCUUUUCGUGAGCGAGAAGAUUGACCGAGAGCGCAUUUGUAAACAGAGUGCCACCUGCCUCCUCCACCUUGAGGUGUUUCUCGAGAACCCCCUCGAACUCUUCCGCGUCGAGAUCGAGGUCUUGGACAUUAACGACAAUCCUCCCGAAUUCCCGGAGACCGACAUCACGGUAGAGAUCUCAGAGAGUGCCACUCCGGGCACUCGCUUCCCGCUGGAGACUGCCUUCGACCCGGACGUUGGCAGUAACGCAUUACGCACGUACGACAUCACCACAAACAAUUAUUUUUACCUGGACGUACAGACGCAGACCGAUGGGAAUAAAUUCGCCGAGCUGGUGCUGGAAAAGCCUCUUGAUCGGGAGCAGCAGUCAGUUCACAGGUACGUGCUGACCGCAGUGGACGGUGGCCAGCCCCCGCGGACUGGCACGGCGCUGCUGGUAGUGAAAGUGCUCGACUCCAACGACAAUGUUCCGGUGUUUGACCAGCCCGUGUAUUCCAUUAGCUUGGCUGAAAACGCGCCAGCGGGAACGCUGGUUAUUCAGCUUAACGCGACCGACAUGGAUGAGGGACUGAACGGAGAAGUUGUGUAUUCUUUCAGCAAUCACAUAUCCAGUAGGGUUAAGGAGAUAUUCGACAUAGACGCACGCACCGGGAGGAUAGAAGUACGGGGGGAUGUGGAUUUCGAGGAGAGCGGUCUUUACCAGAUAUACGUGCAAGCAAAGGAUAUGGGACCAAACGCUGUGCCUGCGCACUGCAAAGUUCUGGUGCAAGUGACAGACGUGAAUGACAAUGCGCCUGAGAUCACCUUCAGCACAGUCACGGAGUCCGUUAGCGAGAAUGCCGCUCCGGGAACAGUAAUAGCGCUGCUCAGCGUCACGGACAAGGAUUCCGAGGAAAACGGACAGAUUCACGUCGAAGUGCUUGGCGAAGUGCCAUUUAAGCUGAAAACCUCGUUCAGGAACUACUACACUAUUGUCACGGACGGCCCGCUGAACAGAGAGAGCGCAGAUACCUAUACAGUGACGGUGGUAGCCAGAGAUAAAGGCUCCCCCUCUCUUGCCACAAGUAAAUCGAUUAAAGUCCAAGUUUCCGAUGAAAAUGACAAUGCGCCAGCGUUUACGCAGCCCAUUUAUGAUGUGUACGUAACUGAAAAUAAUGUUCCCGGUGCAUACAUUCACGCAGUGAAUGCGAUAGACCCCGAUAUUGGCCGAAAUUCGCAUUUAAAUUACUCCAUACUGGAGUGUGACAUACAGGGUAUGUCGGUCAAAACCUAUGUGUCAAUCAACAACGAGAGCGGAGCUCUAUACGCCCUCAGGUCAUUCGAUUAUGAGCAGCUCAAAGACUUUAGUUUCACAGUCCAGGCGACAGACAAUGGCAUCCCCGAGCUCUCUUCAAACGCUACAGUCAAUGUGAUUAUCGUGGACCAGAAUGACAAUGCCCCCUCCGUGAUUGCGCCACUGGGCAAGAACGGAACGGCCAGAGAACCUCUGCCCCGCUCAGCCGAGCCCGGAUACCUGGUCGCUCGCAUCGUCGCCAUGGAUGCAGAUGAUGGCGAGAACGCACGGCUGUCCUACAGCAUUCAGAGGGGAAACGAAAACGGCAUGUUCCGCAUGGACUGGCGAACGGGCGAGCUAAGGACUGCGCGCAGGGUGUCUGCCAAGCGGGACCCCCAGCAGCUGUACGACCUGUUGAUCGAGGUGAGGGACCACGGUCAGCCGCCUCUGUCCUCCAGCGCCAGCGUGAUGGUGACGCUGGUGGACAGCGUGGUGGAGGGCCACAGCGGAGACCGGAGCGGCGCCGCCAAAGCGAAGGAGACCAGCCUGGACCUGACCCUGAUCCUCAUCAUCGCCCUGGGCUCCGUUUCCUUCAUCUUUAUGCUCGCCAUGAUCGUGCUGGCCGUGCGCUGCCAGAAGGACAAAAAGCUGAACAUCUACAGCACCUGCGUGAACAGCGACUGCUGCCUCCUGGGCUGCGGCGUGUGCUGCUGCGGCAGGCAGGCGCGGGCGGCGCGGAAGAAAAAAAAGCUCAGCAAGUCGGACAUUAUGCUGGUGCAGAGCGCGCACGCCAGCGCGGCCACCAACGCGGCCGUCAGCGUGGCGAGCGCGUCGCAGGUGCCCGUGGAGGAAUCCGGAAGCUUCGGCUCGCUCCACCAGAACCAGAACUACUGUUACCAGGUAUGUCUGACACCGGAGUCCGCCAAAACCGACCUCAUGUUCCUCAAGGCCUGUAGCCCGUCGCGGAGCGCCGACACUGAACACAACCCUUGCGGAGCAAUAGUAACAGGGUACACUGACCAGCAGCAACCAGACAUCAUAUCCAACGGCAGCAUCUUAUCGAAUGAGACCAAGCACCAGCGUGCGGAGUUGAGCUACCUGGUGGACAGGCCGAGGCGCGUGAACAGACUCUCCAUAUCUCGCAGCUCGGCCUUCCAGGAGGCGGAUAUCGUGAGCUCGAAAGACAGUGGCCACGGAGACAGCGAGCAAGGAGACAGUGACCACGACGCUACACAUCGAGGACAUUCUUCCGGCGCUGAUCUCUUCUCGAACUGCACGGAAGAGUGUAAAGCGCUGGGCCAUUCUGACCGAUGCUGGAUGCCCACCUUCGUGCCCACGGACAGUCGCCAGGGCGCCGACUACCGUAGCAACCUCCACGUGCCAGGCAUGGACUCCGUGCCCGACACUGAGGUAUUUGAGAGCGAGGCACAGCCUGGGGAUAAGUCAUUCUCCACCUUUGGCAAAGAGACGUCCCUCCACAACCACCACCUCCACCACAACCACAACCACAGCCACCACCAAACCAACCACCAGUACAAUCAACACAACCUCCACCAUCAUGGCACCAUAGACCGGAGAGAGUUAGAUGCACUUCUGUCUUCUAACUCGCGCGCACCUUACAAACCUGCCUACAUGACAGCGCGGAAAAGGAUAUGCUAGCUCUUUUCGUGUGGACAUACCAGAGACCGCAUGAGUUUCUUUUUUCAUUUCUUUUUUUCGUUUGUUUGUUUUUGCACAAUCAGUCACAACCGAUGAGGAAGAGCAUCAAGAUUUUUUCGACUCCGUUCCUUUAGCCGUCCAUCUUGCUGCCUGAACCCAUGGACUGCUCUUGCAGACACUUUAUCGAAGGCUGGACAAAAAAAAAAGAAAGAAAGAAAGAGAAAAAAGAAAGAGUGAGAGAAAGAGACUCAAUACGGAAGGCAAAGCGGCAAAGAUACACACUCACAUGGGUUUGGAUCUCAGCCGGACUGAGAGAAGGAGCUUAGAGCAUGGGACGGACAGAUGAGAACCGAGGAGAGGAGCGAUCGAGGAGGAGGAGGAGGAAGAGGAGAAAUGGAGACGAAUGAGAGAGGAGCUGUUCCUCUCGCGUCAUCCGUGUGUGCCUGUUUACAGCGCUACUGUAUAUCUUUCAAAGGAACACAAACAAACAAACAAACAAAAACAAAACAAGAACAACAACAAAAAAUAAAUAAAAGGAACGUUUGUGAAGACAAAAUGGAAGAUGGUGGAAAAAAAGAGACAAAGUUGUCGAAAAAACAGAAAUAUUCACUGAGCCCUUUAGUUAUUUGUACACACACCGAGAAAGCCAACUGUACAGGAGAAUUCUUUGUGCAUUACUAAAUGCAAUAUCACUCUUUUAGACUUGACUGUUUUCUACUCUGUGUGUGAGUAUGUGUGCAUUUGCGUGUGUGUGGGUGUGGGUGUGUGUGUGUGUGUGUGUGUGUGUGUGUGUGGUCAGGUGUUUCUCCAGGUCUAUUCCUAUUACUUUAUAAAAAACAAAAGGAAAAAAAAACGAAAAAAAAAACUGGUGGGCAGGAGUUUGGUGAGGAGAUGAUUUUGGGGCAGUUUUAGUUCAUUUUAUUUUGUUGCGGGAGGGCAGUUCUGUUUUUGCGUUCAGCAUAGUGGGCCAAGACUGUAUUGGCCCACCACUCACCUCUCAGAAACAUCCCGUAGUUUAUAUCACGUGUGAAAAAAGUGUUUACUGUACUAUUUUAAAAGCUUCAAAAAUAAAUACAAAUCUAUAUAUAUAUAAAUCUAUCUAUAUAUAUAUCUUAACUUUUUCUCUCAGAAGGUGUGGUAUCUGAACACUAUGUUUUUUCCAGUGUAGUCUCGGCUGCUCAGAAGCUAGUGCUUACGUGACAAACAUACAGGGGUACUCAGUUGGACAGCAAGCCUUAUCUUGACAUGUUUUCAUCAUUUCAGAAAGUAUUCUCUUUUUUCCACUUUUUUGGAUAUUGAGAUUCAUGUCUACAAAUAAAAAGGAAAGUAAGACUUUAGAUUUGAAUUCAUUGUAAUUCUGUGUUAAUGUAGCCAAAAAAUGCGCCAUUUUUUAACCAGAGGCCAAAUAUGAGAGGAUUAUACAGUAUAACACUUAAACACAAACAAGGACAUGUACACACACACACACACACACACACACACACACACACACACACCC